AUGAAUGAGGGCCUCAAGCCGGGGGCUACAAUGUCCUCGUCUAUUGUCAACACCAUCAACACCAUAGUUGGAUCGGGUAUGUUGGUGCUUCCGUUUGCAUUUAAGACGGACUCUAUUGUUUUAGGAAGUGUACUAAUGAUAGUGGCCGCUGGUUCAAAUGGUAUUGGUCUUAUAGUGCAAGGAAUGUCCUCGAAGUUUAUUAGGCCUGGUUCUGCCACCUUUUUCUCUGUUUGUAUGAUCACCUUCCCAAGUCUCAGUGUAUUGUUCGACAUUGCUAUAUUCUUACAAUGCUACGGUGUUGCGAUCUCUUACGUUGUUCUAACUGGAGAUUUAAUGCCUUUGGUGUAUUCUAUUGAUGGCUGGAGCGCACAGCAAAUGAGGGUAUCAUACAUGUUACUCUCUACUGUGAUCACUGUACCAUUAUGCUUUUUGCACAAGUUGGAUAGCUUAAAGUACGCCUCUGUGAUAUCGUUGGUGGCCAUUGCUUACCUAAUGGUUUUAAUAUACGCUCAGUUUUUCUAUUCAUGGGGAUUAGGAUUCAAAAACGUUCCUGUGGAUAACCUGGGACCUGUUUCCUGGUUCCAACCCCGAGGUAUAAAGCCUGUCUUUAAAACCCUUGGUAUUAUCGUUCUUGCUUAUACUUGUCCUAAUGAGUAUGCUAUAGUUGCCGAAUUGCAACACCCCUCGAUGGCCAGAAUCUCUAAGAUUGUUUAUAUCUCUAUGGGAAUCAUUACCAUGCUUUUUCUUACAGUAUCGAUAUUUGGUUACUUGAACUUUGGAGAUGCCAUCAAGGGUAAUAUCAUUCUCAUGUAUGGAAAUGAUUUUUAUUCCACUUUGGGAAGGUUGUUACUUGUAUUGAUGGUUCUUCUAUCGUUCCCCUUGAUGUUCCACCCUGCAAGGAUCUCCUUCAACAAUAUAUAUUUUGCCAUAAAGACCAAACUAACAUCUAAGGUGUCUGAAGAUUUGGGCGAAGGUAGUCCAUUGCUUGGAGCCGUUCAGAUUGCUCAGCAACGUGCGACAGCUGAUGACGAGGACAAGGUCGAUGAAAGGGAUAUCGAGUUGCCGCCAUCGAGGUUCAUUUGGAUGACAGUUGUGCUAUUAGUUGCUGCGUACUGUAUUUCCGUCAUUUUGGAUUCCUUUGAGUUAAUUCUCUCAUUAGUGGGAGCUACCGGUGGGGUUUUGAUUAGUUAUGUCUUGCCUGGCUUUUACGGUUACAGGUUGAUAGAUACGGCGGACGAGAAAUUGUUGGCAAGAUUUGAUAAGUACGGGGGAAACGAAGAAUCCUCUUAUUGGCUUUUCAAGAGUAAGAAGUUGAAGUGGUGCUGUAUGAGUUUAAUUGUGUGGGGAUUGUUCAGUAUGGUGAUAUGCGUCUAUGCAAGUCUUUUUGAAUAG
Messenger RNA from Brettanomyces nanus, 1392 nucleotides. RefSeq lists its product as uncharacterized. Gene Ontology annotation, molecular function: L-glutamate transmembrane transporter activity; L-serine transmembrane transporter activity; L-histidine transmembrane transporter activity. The record is from RefSeq and is a predicted model, not a curated record. Bases 1 to 1392 code for a protein of 463 amino acids. Gene Ontology annotation, biological process: amino acid transmembrane transport. NCBI's taxonomy places the organism in Eukaryota, Fungi, Ascomycota, Pichiomycetes, Pichiales, Pichiaceae. Gene Ontology annotation, cellular component: fungal-type vacuole membrane. The transcript has a single exon.